UGAUAUUUGGUGAUGAGUGUUUGUAUCAGAUCUUCCAAACAGUUUUGUUACAGUUAUACAAUAAAGACAGUGAUUACAUGAAGUUUCAUGACAGACUCAGUUCAUUUCGAAACCAAAGCUUCUGCUUUGUGAUGGAACUAGAGAGCUGAGAGGUCUACAUCUUUGUUUGCUCUCACUCCCUUUUUGGUGCAGAUCUUGAACUUGAGCAACAUUUUCAUAUAAAAUCUGCAUCAAGAAAUGGAACACAAAAUGUUACCUGCCAUUGGAUCUGUUGUCCCUCGUGGUUUUUUUGCAGUCUUGCUCCUGCUGUUCUUUUUCUCCUCAUUCAGUUCUACAGAAGCCUAUGAUCCGCUUGAUCCAACUGGCAAUAUAACAAUCAAAUGGGAUGUCAUUAGCUGGACUCCAGAUGGCUAUCUUGCUGUUGUUACAAUGUACAACUUUCAACAAUAUCGCCACAUUCAGUCCCCUGGAUGGUCAUUAGGGUGGACAUGGGCUAAAAAAGAAGUAAUUUGGAACAUGAUGGGAAGCCAAACCACAGAGCAAGGGGACUGUUCAAAGUUCAAAGCAGGUAUUCCUCAUUGUUGUAAGAAGGACCCAACAGUGGUGGAUUUACUGCCAGGGACUCCUUACAACCAGCAGAUUGCAAAUUGUUGCAAAGGGGGUGUCCUAAAUUCAUGGGGUCAGGACCCCAGUAGUGCAGUAAGUUCUUUCCAGAUUAGUGUUGGUUCUGCUGGAACCACAAACAGAACGGUCAAACUGCCUAAAAAUUUUACCCUCAAAGCACCAGGACCUGGCUACACUUGUGGUCCUGCAAAGGUUGUGAAACCAACUACAUUUAUUACCAGUGACAAGAGGAGAACCACCCAAGCCAUGAUGACUUGGAAUAUUACCUGCACUUAUUCUCAAUUCCUGGCUCAAAAGACUCCGAGUUGUUGUGUUUCCCUUUCAUCCUUCUAUAAUGACACAGUAGUAAACUGCCCAACCUGCACCUGUGGCUGCCAAAACAAAACAGAAUCUGGCAGCUGCGUAGAACCAAAUUCACCGCAUUUAGCUUCAGUUGUAUCAGCAUCAGGCAAAGGUGCAAACACACCUUUAGUUCAGUGCACCAGCCACAUGUGUCCUAUUCGAGUGCAUUGGCAUGUGAAACUCAAUUACAAAGAGUACUGGAGGGUGAAGGUCACAAUUACUAAUUUCAAUUACAGAAUGAACUACUCUCAGUGGAACCUUGUUGUGCAGCAUCCCAAUUUAGAUAAUAUUACCCAGCUCUUCAGUUUUCAGUACAAGUCACUAACACCCUAUGAGGGCUUGAAUGAUACAAGUAUGCUGUGGGGAAUCAAGUUCUACAAUGAUUUUCUUUCUUCAGCUGGACCUCUUGGGAACGUUCAAUCAGAAAUCUUACUUAGAAAAGACAAAUCAACCUUCACAUUUGAUAAGGGAUGGGCAUUCCCGAGAAGGAUUUAUUUCAAUGGGGAUAACUGUGUUAUGCCUCCUCCAGAUGCCUACCCUUGGCUGCCAAAUGCAAGUUCUAAACUAGUUUUCUCUGUGCUAAGUACACUCAUAGCCACUUUAGCUUCUUUGUUAAUUGUUAUUUAAUCAAUCAUAGAGAAUAUGGAGGAACCAUCUUCUCUCUUGGAGCAAUGUAUCUCUCUCUUCUGCACCAGCUUGUGAAAGAUAAAGUCAUCCCCAUUCUCAAAAAGGCAUAGAAGCUGCUACCAAGGCAAUAAAAAGUAUCACAGAUGCAUAAAUGCUUGCCACAAGAAUUCUGUCCUUUAUUCACCGUGGGGAUUGCAUUUUACCCAGUAUAAGUGACACAUCUUUUAGCUUUUGAUUUGUAUAAUUAUUGUAAGUUACUUGCUUGGAUGAUAAUUAUUUUUUCAGAUUAUAAAAUAUCCAAUUUAUUUUUA
Molecule: messenger RNA, 1904 nt
Organism: Vigna radiata var. radiata (mung bean)
Lineage: Eukaryota; Viridiplantae; Streptophyta; Magnoliopsida; Fabales; Fabaceae
Product: protein COBRA
Exons: 6
Coding region: 238-1593 (451 amino acids)
Biological process (GO): cellulose microfibril organization; plant-type cell wall cellulose biosynthetic process
Cellular component (GO): plasma membrane
Source: RefSeq, a predicted model, not a curated record